This is a messenger RNA of Bactrocera oleae (olive fruit fly), 1425 nucleotides long. It is a transcript of the gene MED20, whose product is annotated as Mediator complex subunit 20. Lineage: Eukaryota; Metazoa; Arthropoda; Insecta; Diptera; Tephritidae. Gene Ontology annotation, biological process: regulation of transcription by RNA polymerase II. The record is from RefSeq and is a predicted model, not a curated record. Gene Ontology annotation, molecular function: transcription coactivator activity. Gene Ontology annotation, cellular component: mediator complex.
UAUGUAAACAAUUACCGCAGUACGAUUUUCUUUAGUUCCCCUCUCCAUUGAAAAUAAGUGAAACCAAACACUGCACUGAUUGUUAUAUAUAAGUAGACGCUGUAUAUAAAUUAUAAAAAAAAAUAACAAGUCUGUUUUUUGCGGAUUUGUCCUCGCUAUAUGCAUUGUAAACUUUGUAACAGAAUUUAUGGCAAGACUAGAUACACUUGAUCGCUAAUUAUAUGCAUAGAAUUAUAUAUAUACAUAUAUAUGCAUAAGAAAUUUGAUAUGACUUAUAUUGUUGAAUGUUUAAUCUACUUAUAUGUUCCAACAAAUCGUUUUGAAUUUCUGCUCAGGUAGCAGCUUUAUCCUGGAUAUAUAUUAUUGUUUUUCCGGUUAUCUGGAGACAGCUGUUUUGAAAAUUAUUGUAAAUACUAUUAUUCAUGCUGUGUUCCACUACUAUACCAUUUUGUUCCGCUUCAACAGCUGAUAGUUUGCACGGUAAUUGUUAAAUUUGUAUUUCCAAACAAAACGGCUUCGAUAAAUUUAAGCAAUGGGCGUUACUGUAUUGCUGCCAUAUCAGAUACCAGAAGGCAAAACUGGCGCUCAGGCUAUUGACUACCUCACCAAGCGGCUUUUGGCAUUGGGCGCAAUACACACCGGUCAAUUCCUGGUCGAUUGCGAAACAUACAUUUCCACACCACAACAUGGUCCUGCCAAAACUGUACAUGUACUACACGAUUCCGAAUAUCCCGCAUCCACAUUUUCCAUAUUAGACAACGGUGCUGGCAAACAAAUACCAUUAGUGGCAGACAACCUAUUCGAUUUACUCAUGCUGAAAAUGACUUCAGUCUACACAUCUAAAAAGCAAACAAAGAUUGAAUCAAAAGGUGCGCGUUUUGAAUACGGUGAUUUUCUUAUCAAGUUAGGUUCAGUCACAAUGAUGGAAAACUUUAAGGGCAUACUUAUUGAGAUUGAAUACCGACCAUGUGUGGUGCUUUCAUAUUGUUGGGAAAUGAUACGCGAAACAUUGCAAGGUUUUCUCGGUAUGCAAAUCGCCAAGGAGUAUCCAGCAUAUUUUUCACAACAAAUAAUGAAUACGAUGGGCCAACAGCAGAUACAUCCCAAACAAAACGAAGUGUACGAGCCGAUUGAUACGAUUAAUCAGUAUUUGGAAAGUUUCACAAAUUAUCGCAAACAAAAUGUGUUGCCUGUGGCAGGCGGUGCAUCGGGUGGCGCGGCAUCAGCGCAAAAUGCAGCGGCCAAUAUGCAGGGUGGCAAUCAACGCAUGCGGCUUUAGUGCUAAUAGUCGGCUUUGGGUUUGUGUUAAUUUUAAGUAAUGUAUUUAAAUUAAUUAAGUUAAGCAAUGAUGUAAUGUUAUAUCAGAAAAUAAAACAACAAGGUUUAAACUUUUUAUAAAUAAAAUGUUGUUUAUUUUCCACAAAA